GCUGACUUUAUUUCAAUGAAGGUGGUUUCUGUGAUAUCCCUACAUGUGGAUUGCAGCUCCAGGCAGCCGGGUGCAAGUCAACCAGGCUCAGUUGGACCGGUUGGAGGUGGAUCGCCGCCCCCAAGCGGUGGCUUUGAAGGCAACGCAGUCGGCGGUCCUGUAGUGCUGCCGCCCCCUGAGUCACCGCCUCCUGGCUCAGUGCCCCCACAGUCGCCGCCUCCAGGCGAAUAUCCGCCUGCCCCCCCUGCGCCGGGUGCAGGAGCUGGUGCCGGUCCCGAGAGUGGUGUUUGUCCCGCUCCUUACGGAACUUACAGGAGCAAGACCAACUGUGGCGCUUUCUACGUUUGCGUAGCUGGCAAACCUUACGAGUUCGUCUGUCCAGCUGGCCUCAAUUUCCAUGAGGAUCUGAAGGUGUGCGACUACCCUUACAGAGUGGAGUGCAACGGAGUGCCGACCAACCCGGCUCCACCCGAACCAUCUCCUGAGGAGCAGGUCGAGCCGUCCGGGGAGGCUCCACCCCCUCCACCACCCGCCCCUGUGGCCGAGUCACCUGCCCCCCUGCCCCCUUCGUCACCAGCUGUUUCUCCCGCCGUCGAUCCCAGCUUAGCAGGAUAUUUCGGCCAGAGAAAAUACUACAGCCAGUAUCCCAAUUACUACAAAUCAGCAGUUGGUGGCCUGCAGUGCUAUGGCCGAAGCAACAUAAUGUACCGUCCACUCCGACUUGUUCAACUGUUGCCAUUUGCAAG
Nilaparvata lugens (brown planthopper) is the source of this 746-nucleotide messenger RNA. Its product is annotated as basic proline-rich protein-like. Lineage: Eukaryota; Metazoa; Arthropoda; Insecta; Hemiptera; Delphacidae. The annotation marks the transcript as partial. The record is from RefSeq and is a predicted model, not a curated record. The transcript is spliced from 4 exons. Gene Ontology annotation, cellular component: extracellular region. Gene Ontology annotation, molecular function: chitin binding.